Molecule: messenger RNA, 2073 nt
Organism: Maniola jurtina (meadow brown)
Lineage: Eukaryota; Metazoa; Arthropoda; Insecta; Lepidoptera; Nymphalidae
Gene: ST3
Product: facilitated trehalose transporter Tret1-2 homolog
Exons: 4
Coding region: 227-1903 (558 amino acids)
Biological process (GO): transmembrane transport
Cellular component (GO): membrane
Molecular function (GO): transmembrane transporter activity
Source: RefSeq, a predicted model, not a curated record
UCUCAUUUGUCGUAUCAUUCAGUUAGUACUUUAUUCAGUCAGUUAUCGGUCACUCGCACAAUAAUACGAACGCCUGUUGAAUUACCAAGUUGUUUCAUGAACUCGUAAACUAUUGUUCUGUUUAUUCUAUUAAUUAAAUAAAGUUGUUGUAAAGUUAAUUAGUGCAGUGAUACGUUAUCAGUGUUGCUCUGGUUUUUGGCGUUUUAUAAUUAAUUAAAAAGCAAGCAUGGGGGAGGAUAGAAACGACGAGGGAGAUGUAGCAGUCGACGAGAAGGAGGCACCACCCGACACCGAAGACACCACCGAAGCCAAACCAGACGACAUAGAAGACAACAUGCAAAAGCAAAUAGACAUAGUUAUCAACAAAGAAAUGCCCAUAAAAUACGCAGACAAUGCAAUCAGGCAGAGAGAAAAUGAGAAGAGCAACUACAUACAGAAUAUAAUGAACUCGACUUCAGGCUUGAGUCUAACUCAAAUAAACCUGAAGGAGGAAACACUGCUAACAGACUCGAAGACUGUUGUAAGGUUUUCGCCGAUAUGGAAACAGACCCUGGCAUCUAUGGCAGCCAUUCUGAUGACGUUCACGGCGGGCCUCACAUCAGGCUACUCCGCGAUUCUUCUGCCCCAGCUCAAGGCCUCUGACAGCAGCAUACCCUGCGACGACAGUACUGCUUCUUGGAUUGCGGCAAUGGCAGCGCUUCCAAUGGCUCCCGGCUGUCUCAUCGGGGGCUGGCUGAUGGAGAAGUUUGGCAGACGAAACGCUCACUACAUGGUCUGCGCACCAUUCCUUCUCGGCUGGAUCCUCAUUGCCUGCGCCAACAACCUAGCUCUCAUCCUCCUCGGAAGAUUCUUCACUGGCCUCUGCGUUGGCUUAAUAGGACCUUUGGGACCAGUCUUCAUCAGUGAAACCACCAGUCCUCAACUCAGAGGCAUUUUCCUCGCUGCUAUAUCAUUAGCAAUCGCUGUAGGCAUUCUAGUCGCCCACAUCAUAGGAACAUGGGUGCAUUGGCAAUGGACUGCUAUAAUAAGCUGUAUAUUCCCCAUUUUAUCAGUAAUUUUACUAAGUCUAAUCCCAGAAAGUCCAACAUGGUUAAUCUCCAAAGGACAAAUAGAAGAUGGCGUUAAAGCUUUUACGUGGUUGAGGGGUUAUGACGAAGAAGCGAAAAUAGAAUUAAAAGGUAUUAUAGAUAAGAAAAAAGCUGCUGAUAACGAACCUAUACAAACUUUAAAGGAAAAGAUACGUAGUUUGAAAUCCCCUGAGCUUAUUAAGCCAUUGUUUAUUAUGAUAGUUUUCUUUGUAACGUGUCAGUUUUCUGGUGUUAAUGCUGUCGCGUUUUAUUCCAUUGAAAUAAUUGAGAAAGCUGUUGGUAAAGGUGGGAUAGAUCAUUAUACAGCAAUGUACGUUAUAGAUUCAUUAAGAACUGUAAUGUCCGUGGUAGCAUGUGUUACGUGUAAAAAAUAUGGGAGAAGACCUUUGUGUAUGAUAAGUGGGAUUUUCACAGCUUUAUCUAUGGUUAGUCUAUCAAUAUUCUUAUAUUGGUCAGGUGGGAAGCCUACGAAUUUAUCGUGGAUUCCUUUGACUUGUUUGAUGAUUUAUAUAUGUGCCAUUUCUAUAGGACUGGUUCCUUUGCCAUGGAUGAUGUGUGGUGAAGUAUUCCCUACAAAAGUCAGAGGUCUGGGAUCGGGAAUAAGUUCUGCGACUACUUUUGUAUCAUUUUUCGUGGUAGUUAAAACAGCACCUGGUAUGAUGAAAGAUCUGGGUGAAGUUUUGACUUUUUUGAUCUAUGGUAUUAUAGCACUAGUCGGUACUGGUAUCCUAUAUUUCAUUUUACCAGAAACGAAAGGCAAAAGUUUACAAGAGAUCGAAGAUAAAUUCAAAAGCAACAAAAUCAGUAUAGCAUAGAUCUAAUAAAUUGUAUUAUAUUUAAGUAGGUAGUUGUUAUAAUUUAAUAUAUGAGGACACUUAAGAAAUUCCAUUGAAAUUGUACAUGCUGUAAGCGUACAUUAUUUACUAUCUGUGAUAUUGUAGUAAGUAUAUAGUAAGAAUUAAUAAACGUAUGUUAUAAUAAUAUU